This is a messenger RNA of Pocillopora damicornis (cauliflower coral), 8061 nucleotides long. RefSeq names its product myotubularin-related protein 13. Gene Ontology annotation, cellular component: cytoplasm; membrane. The record is from RefSeq and is a predicted model, not a curated record. Gene Ontology annotation, molecular function: guanyl-nucleotide exchange factor activity. Lineage: Eukaryota; Metazoa; Cnidaria; Anthozoa; Scleractinia; Pocilloporidae.
UCCAAAAUGGCGUCCAAAGGAAAGGGUGGAUGGAUAUGGUCGCCUACAUGACAUUCCAUCUCAAGAAAUGUCCCGUCUUGCUGAUUAUUUUGCCGUUGCUGGAAUAGACAGGGACUCAAAGAAUGGAGAAGUUAAAGGAAAAGUAAUACAACGCUUCCCGAGUAAAGACCGUAAAGAUGCAACGUUUCCAGAAGGACUCGAAUUGUUUUGUCAACCUGGAGGAUGGAACUACUCAAAUUACUACAAACCACCAACUUUCUUUGUUGCUGUUCUCACUGAUAUGGAAGGAGAUCAUCGAUAUUGUGCCUGCUUCACAUUCUAUGAAAAGUGCAGUCCAGCCAAAUCCAAACAAAGAGCAGUAAAGUCCCCCAACAGGGAAGUUCAUAAGGAUGGCAGUCAAUCAGAUUCUUCAUUAUCCGAUAAGAGAUUUUCGGAUGGUGUGCCUGGAAUAACAAUCAAUUCAGAAGAUUCUUCAAUGACAGAGAUGUUUGCACCAAAGUGCUUGUGUCUUGUGUCAAGAGCAAGCUACUUUGACAUCUUAAAGAGCUGCCUAAUAACCAUCUAUUGGUCAUUUCUGUCCGAAAAUGGUAAAUCCUUAGAGGGACUAGUUGGCUGUGUCCUUGGAUUUGUUCAGGUUCCGCCCCCUGGGGGUCCAAAGAUGACCUUUUCCAUGGGUGCAGGUGAUCGGCAAACCCUCUCCCCUCCUGCAUCUGAAACUCUUCCAGUAACAGGAAAAUCACUCUCUAUCUUGUUCAAUCAGCUUGGAAUCCACAACAUGCUGUCCCUCUUUUGUGCUGCAUUGACGGAAAACAAAAUCUUAUUUUAUUCAAGCAGCUACGCACAGUUAACUAAUGCUACCCAGGCCAUGCUGGCUUUAAUGUAUCCUCUCAAGUUCAGUUAUGUGUUCAUUCCAAUACUACCAUCUGCACUACUUGAUUUUUUGAGUGCCCCAACACCAUUUAUCAUGGGUAUACAUGAAAGCUACAAAGAUUACCUGGCGUCAGAUUUGACUGAUGUAAUUCUUGUAGAUAUUGAUGGAGGACAUGUCAGCAUUCCAGACUCUAUCAAUCUUCCUUACUUGUCAGAACCAUUUCUGAGUAGAGCAAGGCAUGAAUUAACCAUGGUGUUAUAUCCUCAACUAGUAACUGCAGAUUGUGCUUUCCAGACACCAACUUCACCAUCACUCCCAGUCCUUCAGGAUAAGGAGCUACGUGCUGUGUUCAUUAGAUUGGUUGCACAAAUGUUCUCUGGCUAUCGCUCAUGCCUAACUUUGAUCAGGAUCCAUCCCAAGCCUGUUAUUACAUUCAAUAAGGUGUCUUUCCUGGAGAACAGAGGUUUGGUAGGGGAUGUAUUCCUUUCCAAGGUUUUAGAGAGUAUUUCCUUCUUGUCCUUUGUGGCUAGUCGUGGUCCCCCAUACAGGUCCUGUGACCUCUUUGAUCAGCUUUGUGUGGAGAUUUAUAGCAUUCUGAUUAGUGAGAAAGGAUUGGAUCCUGAGGUGCAGGCUAACAUUCAACAACUUGCCCAGAAGCUGUAUGACAAUGAACCUUCUUGUGAAUCUGCUGAGAACAAUAUUCUACCACCUAUUCCUGUAGAGGCAAUAGAGAGGUGCAGCCCGAAGGUUUUUCCAGAGCUUAAUGGAGAUGCCAUAAGCCGGCACUUGAAUCAACAGGAAAAUCUUCCUUUGGAUUACACAGCAAAAAGUGUGGAGCCUUGUGUCGUGCCUUCAAAUCCUAUGUCAAGUAGGCAACAGCAUUAUAUUCCGAGUCGAAAGCUUGAAGUGUUGAAGGAUUGUGUUGCAUACAUCUUUGACAACCAGAUUUCUGAGGCUAGAAAGUCACUUCCCUCCGUGGUCAGAGGUCUGAAGUCCAAAGGGGCCCAAACAGCUCUGUGCCAUGAAUUGUCCCUCAGGGCUAGACAAAACAGAUCACUUCUGGAACAUGAUCAGUUUGAUCUGGUUGUGAGACUUAUGAACAGUGCAUUACAGGAUGAUGCAAGUAUGAGUAACACAUCUGUAGCUGCAGCUCUUUUACCCCUUACAGCUACGUUUUACCGAAAACUAAAUGCUGGUGUGAUCCAGUUUGCUUACACUUGUGUCCAAGAGCAUCCAGUUUGGGAAAGACAACAAUUUUGGGAGGAAGCCUUUUACUCUGAUGUUGAGUCUCAGAUCAAACAACUCUAUGUAGAUGAAGAAGCUCCAAAAGCCAAUGCUGAGGAGACAUUGGAAAGAAAGGAACAGCGUACCUCACGGAGCAGCUUGACACCUUCAGCAAAACAUCGCAGUUUCACAAGGAGUAGAGAUAACCUUUCUUCCACACCCAAGGAUUCAGGGAGUUCAAUUGACAUAGACCAGUCCUCUCGAGAAGAGCAGAAACCAGUCCCAAGUGCACUGAGUAUUGCUGCCAAGCAGCUUAAGAAAUGGCCACACUACAGUGACGAUGAGAAAGAUUCUCUGAUAACAAGUGAGGAAGGCAUUGUAUACAGUCAAGCCAUCCACUAUGCCAAUCGAAUGGUGUACAUGAGGAUUCCCCUGGAUGCUAGUGAGAAGAUGCCACGACCCCCUCCUGCUGCAGGUACACAAAUAGAUGGGGAGGGGUCUGUCAGUGGCACCUAUGCUGGGAGUAUUGUCAAUGGUUUGGCAGGAGGGAGUAGUGAAGUUGGCAGUUGUAUCACAGACAGUGGUGGAUGUGAUAUCUAUAUGGAUGAUGAGGAUGGUGGAACUAUUGCUGACCAAGUGACAAGAUUUGUCAGUCGGUUUGUGGAUCGUGUUGGCACAGAGGCUGGAAUUAGUCAAGUGCAUCUUAAGUCUCUUUACACCAUGAUACCAGGAGUAGUUGCGAUGCACAUAGAGUCAUUGGAGCCAGUUUAUCGUGAAUACAAGAACUUGGCUCCAAUUCAAAAGGCCAAGAUCAUGAGACCCGCCCUGUUGGUGGGGGAGGAUAUGAUGAGCGACGGACUCCGUGCUUACCUCAUACCUGACGGGAGGGAGCUCGGCAAGGGAGGAGACGAUCAGGGUGGGGCACGUCUGUUGCCCGCUGAAGGAGCAGUAUUUCUGACAAACUACAGAGUGAUUUUCAAAGGGACGCCAGUAGAUCCAUUUGCAUCUGAGAUGAUUGUGACUAGAAGUUUUCCUGUGGGAUCACUUGUCAAGGAGAAGAGGAUUGGAGUGCAGUAUUUACAGCACCUGGAACAGUGGCUGCACGAGUGUAUUCAGCUCAGAUCUAGUACUUUUCAGAUGAUGAAAUUGGUUUUUGACGAGGAGGUUCAACCGGAAAACAUUGAGACAUUUCGAAAGACAUUGCAAAGGAGACGUUCACCUACUACGGUUUUCGGUACAUUUGCCUUCUGCGGCAAAGGCGUUCCAAGGACGCCGACGUUUGUCAUUGAAAAACACAUGGAGAGACAAGGAACUCUUCGAAAAUCCAAGAAGAAACUCGCAAAUGCGUCACGGAACAAGGCAGGUAGCAUCGCUCAGAUUCGGGAAUCUCUCCGAAAAAAACGCCACCGGCACAAUACGUCAGAUCCACAGAGUCUGGACCACAGAUCACCAAGUGGAUCCCUCACUACGGAUGAUGAUGAAUCUGUGGUCGAUGUAAAUGACAUUUCCCUCAAAAGCGAACCUAUUGUCGUUCAUGGGGCUGAACGGCUCAGUAAGUUGUCCUACUGCGGUGACUACUCACGUCUUAAACUUGGAAAUAUUGCCAAAGACUCUGCAGACGGACCUUGGCGGAUUUGCAUGGUCAAUGUCACAUAUACUGCGUGUAGAAGUUACCCAUCAGUGGUUGUAGUUCCACAAAGCAUAUCAGACGAUAGCAUUCUCAGAAUAGCCAAAAACCACCGCCAGGGCAGGUUUCCUGUUGCAGUGUGGAGACACCAGCGGAACAAAGCCACACUGCUUAGAGCUGGUGGUAUUGAAAGGAGUACAAUUGGAUCAAUCAUGCGUCAGACCAAAAAUGUAGGGCAGGGAGGUGUAGCUAGUCACGCCAUCUCUUCAUCUGCCUCAGCUGAACAAGAGAAGUAUUUUAGUGCCGUUGUGGCAGCGACACCUCAAAGUAAAAACAAGAACAUGUCACGCGCGAACUCUCUACACCAUGGCGUUCUCCUCAAGGAUGGUUACUUCGCAGAUGAAGUUGAUUCAGGUCAACUUGUGGACAGAACCAUAAUGAAGAAAGGCUGGGAACCGGCAGCUCUCUACGUCUUUGGUGACAAGACAUUGUUAAGGCAUGUCAAACAAGAGGCUUAUCCUAAGUGUGACUUUGUACCGAUUGAGCUCCCAGACAUCAGAGCAGUUAGAGCAAGUUUCAAGAAGUUUCAGCGUGCGACUUGUCCAAGUACAGAAACAAACUCAAGCUACAUUCGGCAGGUCGAAGACUCUGAAUGGCUCCAACAGCUGUCAGCCAUCAUGACGGUGGCCAACUGUUUUGUUGAUCUCAUUGAUAUCCAAGGAUCGUCUGUCCUAGUUUGCUUUGAAGAUGGCUGGGAUGCUACUCCGCAGGUGUUGUCUUUAGCAGAGCUUAUGCUCGAUCCUCACUAUCGAACCAUCGAUGGUUUCAAACUUUUAAUUGAAAAGGAGUGGCUUUCCUUUGGACACAGGUUCACCCACCGUGGAAAUCAUAUCGCUUCAACCCAGGGAGGAUUUACUCCCAUCUUUCUUCAGUUCUUGGAUUGCGUGCAUCAGAUAAUGCUUCAGUUUCCUUUGUCCUUUGAAUUCAACGAUCAUUUUCUGUGUACUAUCGCUUACCAUCAUGCCUCGAUGAGGUUUCGCACUUUUCUUUUGGAUUCUGAACAUGAACGUUCCGAGUCUGGUUGGAUGGCAGAGGAGGAUCACAAACCAAGAGGGAAAUCACUUUGGGAUUACAUGGAUGUUCAAAAGACCAAGUCACCUCUCUAUAACAACUUCUUGUACUCGCCAAACCAGACCAAGGUGUUGAGACCAUUCUGUAAAGUACCCAAUCUGAAAGUGUGGAAGUAUUAUACAACAGAGAACCUGUCCACCGGCCCAACUUAUGACUUGGAGCUGAUCAAUGAUGUGACAACCACGGUAGAAAAUGAAGGAAGCCCUGAUGGAAAACAGGAGACCUAUGGAAGCUGUACGACUGGUUGCUAUGGUGAUGUCACUCAGUUUGCACUAGACGAGUGCUCGUGGCUGCUUCAAGAGCUGUACAGAUUGGAGGAGGAAGCUGAUCAGAAACCUAAGAAAUGGGAACAACACUGGCACAAGCUGUCUUACCCUGCCAUGAAGAGAAAGGUUUUGUCCUAUAAUGGAAGAUGGUUCAAUCAUCAGAGACUGAACCUUCACAAGAGAAGUACCAUGGAAGUAAUUCUUAAGGGUAAGCUCCAAGUGGAAGAACGUGGAGCUCAGGGCUUCUCACAGCCGCACAACUUUGAGACCCAUCUGUUUGUUCCUCCGUCAAAUUGCGAUCAUUGUCUACAGUUGAUCAUUGGUAUUUUAAGCAAAGGAAUGAAGUGUACAGAAUGUGGUUACAACUGCCAUGAACGGUGCCAACCGCAGGUCCCUUGGCAGUGUAAGAAACGAGAUCUUCUCGAGCAGCCUGGGUCUGGAAUGACUAAGAGCACUAUGAGCCUGCCUAGUGAGACUGAUGCUGCGCACCCUAAGAAGCUUCACUGUGGAUACCUGUUUAAGAGAGGCCACCUUUUACGGCAGUGGAAGUCCAGAUGGUUUGUUCUAGACACUCAGAGAAAUCAGCUUCGGUACUAUGAUGAAGAACACGACGACCAUUUACAAGGCUUUGUCGACCUCGGGGAAAUGAUAGCAGUGCAUUGUCUUACCAACCUACCUCCAGGUGCACCUAAAGGUUCGAUAAAAGGAGCCUUUUUUGAUUUGCGGACGACGAAGAGAGUGUAUAACUUGAUGUGUAACUCCUCUGAAGAAGCAAAGGUUUGGGUAGAAAAGCUUCAGAGCAUGAAUGUGUGAAGAUCUUUCUGUUCUCGACGCUGUGCAAACGAUUUCUUCAUUUCAUCUUCGGAGGAGGAAUCUGUUUAUCAAUAUGGCAUCGAUGAAUUGCCAAUUGUGUACUUAGAAUCUUGAAUAAUGACUGGAGAAGCCUAGAGAGAGUGAACCACGAAACUUGGGGAAAAGUUUUUUGAAAUAAUCGUGGCUUUGCGUAGUUGGAGUUUUUAAAGGUCAGAUGCCCUCCUCUCUUUAACGAGAGAUACCGAGACUUUUAACCGUUGACGUAGCUAUACUGAUUGAUCGUGGUAACUAAGCUACAACCACUCAGGUAUCACUUACUGAUGUCAUCCGCAUGGAAUUUGCGGUGGAGGCUGUUUUUCUAAACAAGCGAACUGGAUAAGCAACGACGCCCGUUUUAAUUUUUACCCCAUUUGUUGUACUUUAUACAUUCGUGAAAAACGAAAUUAAUUUUUAGUCGUCUGCAUCUUUCUUAAUUUAUGGUCAUUCGCCGUAGUUUCCUUCGUUUUAAGCAUUUGUAGCGUUUAUUUUGUGUUCACGCUCGCUGUGAUCACAAUUUACACAGAAUCAAUGUCAGUAUUUGAGCAACUGCGCCCCUACCCCUGCCCCUACCCCUACCCCUCCCCUAACCUAUCAUUAACCUUAACUCGGUAACAGACUGUUGAUGUGUUUGGAGGGAGGGGUAGGUGCGCUGUUGCUUAGAUACUGACUUUGAUCCGAAAUUGUUUUAUCCAGAUUACUCUGAAGAUGUACAGUUUUGUUUCUAAUUAUUACCAGUGUUUUACGUAACUGCUGUGAAUGGCGUUUUCUUUUUAAUUUUGAUUUUGAGAGGGACUUACAUGUGUCUGGACGAAGUUAGAUCCACUAUUAAAAUGUCGUUUUUAAAUAAGCUAUCCUGAAAGAAAAUGGAAUGAAAAUUGGAGACAGUUCAUGGCUGGAGAACCUGCGUAUUUUCCGCAGGUCUAAAAGAGAAUUUUUAGAUAUGAAGCUUUGUAGAAUGUGAAGUAUAUAAUUAAUUUUUAGUACUGUAAAAUACUUAACCCUUUAACUCCCAAGAUCAGAUUGUUGAUUCUCCCCUCUAGCUGCUACACAUUUAUUUGUAAAUUAGUUACGAGAAUUUGCUGUGAGAUCAAGAUUACAACUACUUGUUAAGUUUGGGUAUUCUCAGAACCUGUUUGCUGGAUGAUGUAUGGACAUUUUAGGGAGAAGUUAAAUAUCACUUCAGGGAGUUGAAGGGUUUUACAAUUAUGAUAGUGAAGUUCAGUAUUUAUAAUAGUGCGUAUCACUUAAAAUUAGGCGGAUGCAAAUUUUGCUAUAAGUUUUUUUUUUAAUUUUUUAGCUGCAUGGUUGCAUGUUUUGCGAAGACUGAGGACAAACUCGUUAAGCGGAAAUAAGAGUCUGCUCUUUAGGUCUGUGGAUAGAACUAAAGGACUCUGGAUAAUUCUUUUGAACAUUGGGAUGAAGUUGAAAAAUUUCAUGCAUUCUUUGUAUGAAUGGAACUUUGUGACAAGGAAGCUACUACUAGGCUGUUUUGCGUGUAAAUUGUUUCCAAAAUGUCGAAUUUCGCCGUCUGUUUUCGCGUUUGGUCCCACGAAAACCUCAUUUUUUCAUCUUAACGUAGUAAUAUAAUUUACUAAAAAGCUUAAAUUUUAUUUAAGUAUUGAUUAGAAACUUAAGUCUGCCAUUACCAGCGUCAUUCAAUAACAUGCAAUCUGUGGAAUUGUGGCACAGAUUGCGGGUCUAGCUGCUGUCAAUCAUUCUCAGGAAACAAGAAGGGUAUUUUAAGGGUUCCAUAAAAAGCCGCCUCGCGGUUUUUGUUACUUUGUAAGUUCCAUAUGUGCCUUCCUUGUCAAUCUUUGUCAUCCAUGUAUUUUCUUGGCUAAAUAUUGCUUUGUUCGUUUCGCAGUGUUACUUAACUAAUACUUUGUAGGUUGAAUUAAUUUGAAGGAAGCGUAAUAACCUCGUUUCCAGGGUCCUCUCUCUUCCUCCUGUAACAUAUUGUGCCUUAAUUGUGUCUUGUAAAUUUCUAACCAUUAUGAUAAUGAUUGACAGUAGCAUAAGAAUAUUGUGGAUUUGAUCCUAAUCAAUAACGUUUCUAAUCAGAAAUAAAGCGUUUUCUUUUGAACUGUUAA